GGUGGCCGCGGGGUCGGAGGUUGUGGUGGGUCCCGGGCCCGCCAUGGAGCUGGGGGACAGCUUCAGGAGCUAUGAGGACUUCAGGGAGCGCUUCCGCGCCUACAAGCUGGCGCAGGGGUGCCGCUACAGCCUGCGGAGCUGCGUCUCCGUCCGCUGCCACAACCGGCAGCACGGCACCGCCGUCCGCCAGGAUGUCAUGUUCAUGCAGGUGAAGUUUGGUUGUGCACAGAUGCAAAAAUACAGCAAGAAGAGAAAGCAGCAGCCCAGCUUGUGUCCGGCUUAUUUCGUGUUACAAUAUAAGGAGGACAUAGACCGGCUUGUGAUCAGUGAACUGAACAGCAACCAUGUCCACACGGACCUGGUGUUUUCCCUGACCAGUGCCACUGCUGCGACAACAAACACCACAGCAUGCGACGGCCCCACAACAAAACUGUGUAAGGAGCAGCAGGCGGGUGGGACCGACAGCAGUGCUGUGGCAAAUGAGGACUCGCACACAGUCACGGGACAACCGGUGGACGGGGUGACUGCUCCGUACAAGGCUCCUGUGCUCCCUGAGGCAGCGAAGGAAAAUGCCUCGGCCUCAACACUUGUCAGGGUGGCUGAGGUGAUGAAAACCUUCCUGAGGGUGGACAGGGGCUCGCUGGCCUCAAUUAGUGCAGACAGCGACCACGGCUUGGACAGACUCAGCUUCCAGAGCAGCAAGAUGAAGAGCUUGUUCAUGCAGUUUCCCAAGAGCUUCCUGCUGCACAGGGCGCUGAGCAAGGGGGGACAUGUUCUCUACGCUUUCGUUGUAGAGAGUAAGGAGCGAGUGGGGAAAGUGGUACACUUGUCACUGCUGAAGGAUGACACAGGACACAGUGUCAGGAAAAUGCUGACUGUCUUCAAGGAGUUCAACCCUGAGUGGCAGAAGGUCCAGGCUGUUUUCAUGGACGUGUCCUUUUUUCACAAAGCCAUACUCCAGGAGCUCUUUCCCUCUGCCCAGGUCCUCCUUUCAGUCUAUCACAUGGUCCGACUGCUUGAAAAUAAUGUGAAGGAAGCUGAAAUCUCCUCUUCCUUCAAGCAGGACUUGAUGUUGGCCUUGCAGAAGGCCGUGUUUAGCCCUUCGGCUGCAAGUAUGGAUGCCCUGUCCCAGCUGGUGAAGUGUGUGGUCAGCCCAGAGCUGUAUGACUAUCUGCGAGCCAACUGGUUCUCCUGUGAGCUGCUGUGGUGCGCGCAUGCACGGAAAGGUCCACACUCCUGCAGCACACACAUGGACAGCCUGGACCUCAUCACGCACCAAAUAUCCAGACUCUUUGGCCAGCAGCUGUCCUUGGAGGCGAGUGCUCUUUGUUUUAUGGAGUGUGUGGACUGCCUUGAUUCCAGAGGCUUGGAAAGCCUGAAUGGGAGUUUCUCAAGCACCGAGGACGGUGGGGGCAGCCUCUGGGAGAAGCUCAAUGCGUGCACCAAUACUGCAGCAGAACCAAGCACCGUUUCUGGUUCUCCAUCUCUUGCUGAGCCCACCGGGCAGGCUGCCGUGGCGGAGACAGGCUGCCUGCUGGCCAUGCUCCGGGAGAGCUGUACGGAGCUGGGCUACUGGCUGUGCCUGAAGGAGUGGGAGGUGGUGCAGAGGUCGGCCCAGCUGCUCAGCCCCACACCGGGCGGUCUCACCGUUCAGCUGCUGGAAGACACGCACCGGGUGAGCCGGGACUGUCGGAGCUGCACCUGCGGCUUCCACCGCCGCUACCGCCUCCCCUGCAGGCAUGUCCUGGCCGUGCUACAGGUGCACCGGGGGCGUGUGGAGGAAGACAUGGUGUCCAGACGCUGGCAGAGGAGGUACCAGCAGCUCCCGGUCCCUGGUGCCAGCCACUUGGGCUGCGGCGGGGGCUCGGCAGGCGGGUUGUCGGAGGGCAGAGGGGAGAGAAUCCAGUCCCUCAGCCUCGAGCUGGCCAACCUGCUGAUGCAGUGCGACGGGGAGGAGCUGGAGAAGCGGAGCUCGGCGCUGGACGCUAUCCUGGCUGCCUGGGCUCGGUUACCGGGGGAAGCGGCCGGGAAGGAGCGGGUGUUCCCGCACUGCUCCGGGUAA
Molecule: messenger RNA, 2062 nt
Organism: Chroicocephalus ridibundus (black-headed gull)
Lineage: Eukaryota; Metazoa; Chordata; Aves; Charadriiformes; Laridae
Gene: ZSWIM3
Product: zinc finger SWIM-type containing 3
Exons: 2
Coding region: 44-2062 (672 amino acids)
Molecular function (GO): zinc ion binding
Source: RefSeq, a predicted model, not a curated record